AUGGAUUUGACGCAGGGCCUCACCCUCCUGCUCUCCUCGGUGUGGAGAUGUACGAUGAGCCGCUGUCUUAAGAAGCAUGAACUGAAGGACGUUGCGGAGAAGAGGCUGCACUACCCUCAACUUAUGGAUGUGAGCCCUGAAGCGGCGGCAGCGGCCGACUCCGAGUUCUCCUGCCCGGUGCAGCUGUACAAUCAGCAGCCUGUGGAGCUCAGUGACCGGUCCGUGUCCCCCUGGAGAUACGUGAGGAAAACCAUGAAGGAUCACUUCCCCCACGAGUACGCCGAGGCCCAGUGCCUGUGUUCAGGCUGCAUCCUGAUCCAGGGCCAGAAUCCUCCCCAGGAGAGUCAUGACUAUAACUCGGUCCCCGUGCUGCAGAGCCGCGGCUUCCUGAAGAGGGAGCUCUGCAGCGGGGGGGAGAAAUACCACCUGAAGCUUGUCACCGUGCAGGUCGCUGUGGGCUGCACCUGCGCCAGGGCCAAGUCCUCCUAGGAGCUUCCACGAAGAACCACCACACUCGGCCCUCACCCUGAACGCCACACUCGGCCCUCACCCUGAACGCCACACUCGGUCCUGACCCUGAACGCCACACUCGACCCUGACCCUGAACGCCACACUCGGUCCUGACC
Platichthys flesus (European flounder) is the source of this 626-nucleotide messenger RNA. RefSeq names its product interleukin 17c (gene il17c). NCBI's taxonomy places the organism in Eukaryota, Metazoa, Chordata, Actinopteri, Pleuronectiformes, Pleuronectidae. Gene Ontology annotation, molecular function: cytokine activity. Bases 1 to 489 code for a protein of 162 amino acids. Gene Ontology annotation, biological process: inflammatory response. The transcript is spliced from 3 exons. Gene Ontology annotation, cellular component: extracellular region. The record is from RefSeq and is a predicted model, not a curated record.